Boleophthalmus pectinirostris (great blue-spotted mudskipper) is the source of this 560-nucleotide messenger RNA. It is a transcript of the gene cst14a.2, whose product is annotated as cystatin 14a, tandem duplicate 2. Gene Ontology annotation, molecular function: cysteine-type endopeptidase inhibitor activity. Gene Ontology annotation, cellular component: cytosol. The transcript is spliced from 3 exons. Bases 91 to 390 code for a protein of 99 amino acids. NCBI's taxonomy places the organism in Eukaryota, Metazoa, Chordata, Actinopteri, Gobiiformes, Gobiidae. The record is from RefSeq and is a predicted model, not a curated record.
UGACUCACAUACUCAAAAGCAUUGCUGACCUCACGGAAGCGCACUCAGAUAUUUUUCUUUGCUUAGUAUCCUACAGCCAAAUCUGACAAAAUGAUGAAGUGUGGAGGAACAAGUGAGGUGAAACCAGCGGACCAAAAGAUUCAGGACAUUGCAGAUGCUGUGAGGAGUCAGGUGGAGGAGAAAGCAGGAAAAAAAUAUGAUUCGUUCCAGGCCAAAGCUUACACAACCCAGGUUGUAGCUGGAACCAACUACUUUAUCAAGAUCCAAGUUUCAGAUGAAGACCAUGUCCAUGUUCGUGUCCACAGAGGGCUUCCUCACACCGGAGGUGCACUGGAGGUCCAUGGUCUUCAGGAGUCAAAGAGUCACCAUGAUCCCAUUGAGUAUUUCUAAAAGAUUCUCCACUAUGAAUAUCCCAUAUGUGCCUGUAGGCUGCCACAAAACACACAAAAAAAUGUUAUCCAGUUUUAUUCUAUGAUAAAGAAAUAGUCUGUAGCUAAUUGUUACAAAAUGAUCACGUAUUUUGUACAAGCAUCAUUAAAGAUACGUUGUUAUUUCAUAAA